Molecule: messenger RNA, 207 nt
Organism: Rhizopus microsporus ATCC 52813
Lineage: Eukaryota; Fungi; Mucoromycota; Mucoromycetes; Mucorales; Rhizopodaceae
Product: zf-DNL-domain-containing protein
Exons: 1
Biological process (GO): protein stabilization; protein import into mitochondrial matrix; protein folding
Cellular component (GO): mitochondrion
Molecular function (GO): zinc ion binding; protein-folding chaperone binding
Source: RefSeq, a predicted model, not a curated record
CAAAUGUUGAUUGGGUUUACAUGCAAGGUCUGUGAAGAACGCUCACAUCAUGUCAUGUCAAAGUUGGCAUACACAAAAGGUGUCGUUUUGAUCCAGUGCCCUGGCUGUAAAAAUCGUCACCUUAUCGCAGACAACCUAGGCUGGUUUAGAGAUAGCAAGACAACUGUGGAAGAUCUCGUAAAAGAAAAAGGAGAGGCAAUACGCAAA